This is a messenger RNA of Abrus precatorius (Indian licorice), 4842 nucleotides long. RefSeq names its product DNA (cytosine-5)-methyltransferase 1-like. Gene Ontology annotation, cellular component: nucleus. NCBI's taxonomy places the organism in Eukaryota, Viridiplantae, Streptophyta, Magnoliopsida, Fabales, Fabaceae. Gene Ontology annotation, molecular function: chromatin binding; DNA (cytosine-5-)-methyltransferase activity. The transcript has 13 exons. The coding region runs from base 19 to 4725 and encodes 1568 amino acids. The record is from RefSeq and is a predicted model, not a curated record.
GAGGGGGGAAUUCACGCAAUGGGUUCGGCUUCUCUUAUCGAUUCUCCUUCUCCCAAUCAUUCUCAACCCUCUCCCGUUUCUAAAACAGGAGUUGAGAACGGCAAAAGUAAAAAGAAUUCCAUUCCCAAAACUGAGGAGGAAGUUAUGGCUGGAAAUAAACAUAACAAGCGGAGUUCAUCAGAGGGAAGUGAGCAGCCUGCUGCUACACGCAAAAUGCCAAAACGAGCUGCAGCGAGUAAAAAUUUGAAGGAGAAAUCUUUUUCAAUAUCUGAGAAAUCUUGUCUUAUUGAAACAGAGAAGGAUCAGAUUGUAGAAGAAGAAACUCUAGCAGUCCGCAUGACUGCCGGACAGGAUGACGGUCGUCCAAAUAGAAGAAUUACAGAUUUUAUCCUUCAUGAUGAAAGUGGUACGGCACAGCCCCUUGAGAUGCUGGAAGUUAAUGAUUUGUUUAUCUCUGGAGUUAUAUUGCCACUUGAAGCAAGCGUGGGCAAGAAAAAGGAGAAAGGUAUUAGAUGUGAAGGCUUUGGUCGAAUUGAAUCGUGGGAUAUAUCUGGCUAUGAAGAUGGCACUCCAGUGAUAUGGAUUUCUACUGAUUUUGCUGAUUAUGAUUGCCUAAAACCUGCAACUACUUACAAAAAAUUUUAUGAUCAUUUCUUUGAGAAAGCCCGUGCAUGUAUAGAAGUAUACAAAAAACUUGCAAAGUCCUCUGGUGGGGACCCUGAUAUAAGUCUUGAUGAGUUACUUGCUGGGAUGGCACGGUCUAUGAGUGGCAGCAAGUGCUUUUCUGGAACUGCAUCUCUAAAGGAUUUUGUUAUUUCUCAGGGUGAGUUUAUUUAUAAACAACUCAUUGGUUUGGACAUGACAUCCAAGACAAAUGACAGGAUGUUUGUAGAAAUUCCUGCUCUUAUUGCUCUUAGAGAUGAGAGUAAGAAACAAGCAAACUAUGUACAUCCACAGUUAUUGCCCUCAAACGGGAGUUUAAAGAUUGAUUCAGGAAUUGGAGAUGAAGAAAACAAGAAUCAGAUGAAUUCAACAACUUCUGUUGCUGAGGAAGAUGAGGAUGCAAAGUUAGCACGACUAUUGCAGGAAGAGGAGUAUUGGCAAUCGAUGAAGCAGAAGAAAAACCCCAGAUCAGCCUCUGUAUCUAACAAAUACUAUAUCAAAAUUGAUGAAGAUGAGAUUGCAAAUGAUUACCCUCUUCCUGCAUAUUAUAAAACCUCCCUUGAAGAAACAGAUGAAUUUAUAGUUUUUGAUAAUGACUAUGACAUAUAUGACAUUGAAGAUCUCCCUCGAAGCAUGCUGCAUAAUUGGUCGUUGUACAAUUCAGAUGCAAGAUUGGUUUCCUUGGAACUUCUUCCAAUGAAAUCUUGUUCAGAUAUUGAUGUUACCAUCUUUGGAUCAGGCAUAAUGACUUCAGAUGAUGGAAGUGGGUUUCAUCUGGAUACGGAGGCUGGCCAAUCUUCUUCCAAUGGUUCUGGAGCACAGGUUCCUGAUGGAAUUCCAAUUUAUCUGAGUGCCAUAAAGGAAUGGAUGAUUGAAUUUGGAUCGUCUAUGAUUUUCAUAUCCAUCCGAACAGAUAUGGCCUGGUAUAGACUUGGCAAACCAUCAAAGCAGUAUGCUCCUUGGUAUGACACAGUGUUGAAAACUGCAAGGGUUGCUAUAAGCAUUAUCACCUUGUUGAAGGAGCAGAGCCGAGUUUCACGACUUUCCUUUGGAGAUGUCAUCAAGAAAGUAUCUGAGUUUAAUCAGAAACAUAGUUCUUACAUCUCUUCAGAUCCAUCAGCUAUUGAGAGUUAUGUUGUUGUCCAUGGACAGAUAAUUCUACAACUGUUUGCAGAAUUUCCUGAUGAAAAGAUCAGAAAGUCUCCAUUUGUGACUGGUCUCAUGAACAAAAUGGAAGAACGACACCAUACCAAAUGGUUAGUGAAGAAGAAGAAAGUUGUGCCAAGGAGUGAACCAAAUUUAAAUCCUAGGGCAGCAGUGGCUCCUGUUGUAUCCAAGAGGAAAGCUAUGCAAGCUACGACAACAAGGCUGAUCAAUAGAAUAUGGGGAGAGUAUUACUCAAACCACCUGCCAGAGGAUUCAAAAGAGGGAACUGCUAAUGAAUUAAAGGAGGAGGAUGAAGUCGAGGAACAGGAAGAAAAUGAAGAGGAGGACAAUGAGGAGGAGAUGUUGCUUUUCGAGGGAUCCCAAAAGCCACAUUCAGCUUCAAAACAAAUCAAAACAUUUUCUGCUGACAAAGAAAUAAGAUGGGAAGGGAAACCUGAAGGGAAGACGAGUUCGGGAUGUCUUAUAUAUAAAAAGGCAAGUAUUCACGGGGAAGUUAUUUCUGUUGGAAGAUCUGUGUUAGUGGAAGUUGAUGAAAUGGAUGAACUUCCUGACAUAUAUUAUGUUGAAUAUAUGUUUGAAUCUAGGAUUGGAAGAAAAAUGUUUCAUGGUAGGAUGAUGCAGCGUGGUUGUCAGACUGUUCUUGGCAACACUGCUAAUGAGAGAGAAGUGUUUUUGACUAAUGAGUGCAGGGAUUUGGGUCUACAGGAUGUUAAGCAGACUGUUCUUGUAAAUAUUCAAAAAAUGCCUUGGGGUUAUCAGCAUCGAAAGGAUAAUAUCAUUGCAGGUAAAGUUGAUAGGGCUAGAGCAGAAGAAAGAAAGAAGAAAGGGCUACCUACUGAAUAUUACUGUAAAAGCUUGUACUGGCCUGAAAGGGGUGCUUUCUUCACCCUUCCAUAUGAUGCUUUGGGUGUAGGGUCUGGCAUUUGUCACUCUUGCGAAAUACAGGAUGCCCAAAAGGAGAAGGAUAUUUUCAAAGUAAAUUCAUCCAAGUCUGGUUUCCAAUUGAAAGGAACUGAGUAUUCUCUCAAUGAUUUUAUUUAUGUAAGUCCCUUUGAAUUUGAGGAAAAGAUAGAGCAGGGAACUUACAAGAGUGGGAGGAAUGUAGGGCUGAAAGCUUAUGUAGUGUGCCAACUGCUUGAGAUCAUUGUCAAAAAGGAAACAAAACAAGCUGAAAUUAAAUCUGCACAGGUCAAAAUCAGAAGGUUCUUCCGACCAGAAGAUGUAUCAAAUGAAAAGGCAUACUGCUCUGAUAUACAAGAGGUGUAUUACAGUGAUGAGACCAAUAUAAUCUCUGUAGAAUCCAUAGAAGGGAAAUGUGAAGUCAGAAAGAAGAAUGACAUUCCUGAAUGCCAUGCCCCUGGAAUCUUCCAAAAUGUAUUUUUCUGUGAGCACCUGUAUGAUCCUGCCACUGGGUCACUCAAGCAGUUGCCAGCUCAUACAAAAGUAAAAUAUUCAAGUGGACAUACAGCCGAUGCUGCAGCUAGGAAGAGAAAAGGAAAAAGCAAAGAGGGAGAUAGCAUUUCAGAGUCUGAUAAGGAAAGGAAAACAUCAAAUGAAAAACGUUUAGCAACCUUGGAUAUUUUUGCAGGUUGUGGUGGCUUAUCAGAGGGGUUGCAGCAGUCAGGAGUUUCAUUAACUAAAUGGGCUAUUGAGUAUGAAGAACCAGCUGGGGAUGCAUUUAAAGCUAAUCAUCCUGAAGCAUUGGUGUUCAUUAACAAUUGCAAUGUUAUCCUUAGUGCUGUAAUGGAGAAGUGUGGAGACAUAGAAGAUUGUAUCUCAACAUCUGAGGCCGCAGAAUUGGCAGCAAAGCUUGAUGACAAGGAAAUAAGUAGCUUACCCAUGCCUGGGCAAGUUGAUUUCAUUAAUGGGGGUCCUCCAUGUCAGGGUUUCUCUGGGAUGAAUAGGUUUAAUCAAAGCAGUUGGAGUAAAGUUCAGUGUGAGAUGAUUUUAGCAUUUUUAUCCUUCGCUGAUUAUUUCCGGCCAAGGUAUUUCUUGUUGGAGAAUGUGAGGAACUUUGUGUCUUUCAAUAAAGGACAGACAUUCCGUUUGACUUUGGCUUCACUUCUUGAGAUGGGCUAUCAGGUGAGGUUUGGUAUCCUUGAGGCUGGAGCUUAUGGCGUUUCCCAGUCAAGAAAAAGGGCUUUCAUAUGGGCAGCCUCUCCAGAGGAUGUGCUUCCUGAGUGGCCAGAACCAAUGCAUGUCUUUGCUGUUCCAGAGUUGAAAAUCACACUAUCAGAAAAUGUCCAGUAUGCUGCAGCUCGCAGUACAGCUAAUGGUGCUCCAUUACGUGCAAUAACUGUCCGAGAUACCAUUGGUGACCUCCCAGCUGUCGGCAAUGGAGCCUCAAAAGGAAACAUUGAGUAUCAAAAUGAUCCUGUCUCAUGGUUUCAAAAGAAGAUCCGAGGUGAUAUGGUUGUCUUGACUGAUCAUAUAUCAAAGGAGAUGAAUGAAUUGAAUUUGAUUCGGUGUCAAAAAAUUCCUAAGAGGCCAGGUGCUGAUUGGCGGGAUCUUCCAGAUGAAAAGAUAAAGUUGUCUACUGGACAAGUUGUUGACUUGAUACCAUGGUGCUUGCCAAAUACGGCUAAGCGCCAUAAUCAAUGGAAGGGGCUAUUUGGUAGGUUGGAUUGGCAAGGAAAUUUCCCAACUUCCAUUACAGACCCUCAACCGAUGGGGAAGGUUGGAAUGUGCUUUCACCCUGACCAAGAUAGGAUUCUUACUGUUCGCGAAUGCGCUCGAUCUCAAGGCUUCCCAGAUAGCUAUCAAUUUGCUGGCAACAUCAUACACAAACACCGGCAGAUUGGUAAUGCUGUGCCUCCCCCUUUGGCAUUUGCAUUAGGGAGAAAGCUCAAGGAAGCAGUGGAUAGGUUCCAAAAACAAGAAACCCCUUGUGUAUAGUGAUAUCCCUUGGUCAUUUGUGUGAGGUUAAUUCCUUGUUCCAUAGCCGAAGAAUUGUAUUGAUAAUGUUCAAAGCUCAUUCAUCGUUGUCAAUCAACUUGAAUUUUCUUGAUUAGU